Arachis ipaensis is the source of this 761-nucleotide messenger RNA. The record is from RefSeq and is a predicted model, not a curated record. NCBI's taxonomy places the organism in Eukaryota, Viridiplantae, Streptophyta, Magnoliopsida, Fabales, Fabaceae.
AUGCUCUCUACAAUCCCUAACAUAGCCACUCCACUGCAACAACGCACCCUUUCUCCCCUUCCUAACGACGACAGCAGCGCUCAAUCGCGGUGCACUCCUCUACGUACGGCGACAGCACGGUGCUCUCCUCGACGGGAGCGGUGCUCAAUCGCAAGAAACCCCUAUCCCUUCUCUUCUCCUUCUUAUUCUUCCUCUAUUCCUCUGUUUCCAGGUGGACCCUCCGUUUGCAGUGCUGUCAUAGGAGCCACGGGUGAGCUCACAAGAGGGAAGAUUUUUGCGGCUAUAUUCGCUCUCUACUACAGUGGCUUCCUUUUUCAUGUUCAUGAGUAUGCGAUACUUCUAAAUCUGGGCUCCCUUCAAGCAAUAUCAAUGAAAGAUUGUGUACUUAUAUUUGAAUAUAAUUGUAAAGGAGGGCAAGCUUUUCUGGAGUCAUUGUUGCCCAGGUUGAACCCCAAGAACAGUAACGGAGGGCUAUCAAUGCCAUUUGAACUCGAGAUUUGGCUACAACUUGCUUAUAGUUGGAUGAGGUUUUCUGAAGAGAUAAAGGAGAUUCUUGGCACAAUAGUAAAGCACAAAGUCCUUUUGGUUUCAAAUGAAAAAAUUAAUUUUUUUUUGUUCAAGUUCAUCAUGAGAAAAACAUGUAUUUUAUUUGCUUAUGUUUAAUUUUUAUUUGACUUGGUAACUUAGCAAGUAUAUGUUAAUUGAUACUUGGAACACCUUUCUAUAUACAUGCAAUAUAUAUUAUUAGCCUAUUCUCCCUA